Paraglomus occultum is the source of this 362-nucleotide messenger RNA. The record is from the annotation of a GenBank genome assembly. NCBI's taxonomy places the organism in Eukaryota, Fungi, Glomeromycota, Glomeromycetes, Paraglomerales, Paraglomeraceae.
CGUCCAGGCCAAGUCAACAAUCACAUAUCCAACAGUAUCCACGACAUGGGUGACAGGAAAAAUUGCAACAAUAACGUGGGUUAACGAUGGCGCAAUUACAGAAAACACGACUCCACUGGUACUUCUGAAUGGUCCCGAGAAUAAGCUGAAACAAGUUUUCACUAUAGCCGAUUCGGUUGACGUCAGAAAAUUGAUCUAUAAUUUCACCGUACCUAAUACUAUUGACAGUGGCAGUGACUACACCGUCCGGAUCGGUGUUAAGGAACCGAACUAUUCUGCUCGAUUCACAAUUACAAAUAGUGGUAGUAGUAAUAGUACUACUACGACGAAGCCUACCAACAAACCUACUGCUACAUCAACAA